AUUUAAAACUCAAAUGACGACCAUUCUAUAAUAAGUGGAGGAAUUGGGGGCGUUUUUUACUUCUUAAAUUAAAAUCGUCUUUUUUUCAACCAAAAAAAGAAUCGUCUGAUUCUUCUUCUUCUUCCUUUCUACGCCAGGAAACACAUAGUGCUGCUGCCGCCGUCUAAUUUUCUUUUUUGUUCUGCUCUGGGUGUGCCUAGGCUUCUGCGGGCGUAUACACUGGAUCCGCCUCUGCUUUUAUGCAUAUGUAGGUAGGUAUUCAUUUCAAGGUGAGACGAAGGAUAUUAAGGACACCACGGAAGCUGCGAGAUCCAAAGCUUUUGGCGUCUGCUGGUAGAGUCCUAGUCAAAAGCUCAGUUGCCAUUUCACAGUUUGUCCAACGAAGAAUUUCUAACUGUAUUGUCUGUCAAUCAUGGGUGUAAUUGAGCUUUUGUGCAAUGCACCAUCAUCGUCACUUUGCAUUGACAGACUGAAAUUGAAUAGGGUAUUUGAAUAUCAGGGUAAUUGCAGUAGCAGAAGGAGGAGAAAAGUGCCUUUAUUUAGUGUCAUGGCAUCAACUGUUCCUGCAGCUGCUGUCAAUGAGAAAGAGGAUAGUCAACAAGAGCAGUUAUCAGCUAAUGUUACUGGCGCCUCUUUUAUCCGACCUCAUCUUCUCAGAUUGAAACCUUAUCAGCCCAUUUUACCUUUUGAGGUGUUAUCUGCUCGGCUUGGUCGGAAACCAGAGGAUAUUGUAAAAUUGGAUGCAAAUGAAAAUCCAUAUGGGCCGCCUCCCGAGGUUUUUGAGGCUUUGGGAGCGAUGAAAUUUCCUUAUAUUUACCCUGACCCAGAAAGUCGCCGAUUGCGUGCAGCACUUGCUGAAGAUUCAGGUCUUGAAUCUGAAUACAUUCUUGUAGGCUGUGGGGCAGAUGAGCUAAUUGAUUUAAUCAUGCGAUGUGUGCUAGAGCCUGGUGACAAAAUAGUUGACUGCCCUCCUACAUUUACUAUGUACGAGUUUGAUGCUGCUGUUAAUGGUGCCAGUGUAAUCAAGGUACCCCGCAAGUCAGAUUUUAGCUUGGAUGUUGGACGAAUUGCAGAGGCUGUUGAGCAGGAGAAACCAAAGUGCAUAUUUUUAACUUCACCGAAUAAUCCAGAUGGGAGCAUAAUAGGAGAUGACGCUCUUUUGCAGAUACUCAAGCUGCCGCUAUUGGUGAUUCUAGACGAGGCCUACAUUGAGUUUUCUGGGUUAAAGACUAGAAUGCAGUGGGUGAAGAAGCAUGAGAAUUUGAUUGUUCUCCGGACCUUUAGUAAGAGAGCUGGUUUAGCUGGUCUCCGAGUGGGUUAUGGAGCCUUUCCUUUGAGUAUCAUUGAAUAUCUGUGGAGAGCAAAGCAGCCAUAUAACGUGUCUGUUGCAGCUGAAGUAUCUGCCUGUGCAGCACUGCAAAACUCUGUCUAUCUUGAAAAUGUCAAAGUGGCUCUUGUGCAAGAACGGGAAAGGCUGUUUAAACUUUUGAAGGAAGUACCGUUUCUUAAUCCCUAUCCAAGUUAUUCUAAUUUCAUUCUUUGUGAGGUCACAUCGGGAAUGGAUGCCAAGAAAUUGAAGGAGGACCUGGCCAAAAUGGGGGUGAUGAUUCGUCAUUACAAUAACAAGGAAUUAUCAGGUUAUGUUCGUGUGUCUGUGGGCAAGCCUCAGCAGACAGAUGCAUUAAUGGAUUGUUUACGGCGCUUUUUCUAAUUUCAAUGGAGCGCUUGUUUAUUGCUGUAUGAGAGGAGCCAAACUCCCGAAAUGACUGAUUGGGUGACUUUUAGUUGGCCAACUAAGUUAUCAGAGGUGCUCAGGAUUUCAUCAGCUGCCUGAUUCAAUCACCGGCAAAGCCUCAGUGUUGCUAGAACCUGAAGGUCUUUGAGAUGAUUUCCAGGCUGGAAUACUGGGGACCCCUGUUUGCUUAGCUCCUCUUGGUCUGAUUUUCUUUGUGAACCGAAGACAUUGUAACUCUUUUUGUAGGUCUGUUUGUAAUUGGAUGGUGAAUGUGAUUGCUGUUUGGCUGCAGAUAAAUAUUUUGAGCCAAAAUGAAGAUUUCAGUUAAGACCUAAAAAAGUUGCAUCCUUUGCAGACCAUUUAAGUCAUCAACCACCUACCCGGCAUGAACAGAGUUAGUAACAAACUCAUUUUGUCUUUCUCUAGUAGUUGUCUUCAGUAUUUUGUUUGGUAACUCUGCAUCAGACUGUAAUAAGCAAUUGCAAAAACCGAGCAGAAAACCUCAACAUUCAGUGAUUAUGCGAGGAAUUUGGUUGAUGAUCGGAUGAAGUCUCUUUGUUUCUGCGAAUGAUCACUGGUCUAUUGUUGAUAGAUUAUGCCACUUUGGCCUUCUAGUUUUUUAACAUUAGAUCUGAGAAACUGACAGUUAA
Molecule: messenger RNA, 2385 nt
Organism: Oldenlandia corymbosa var. corymbosa
Lineage: Eukaryota; Viridiplantae; Streptophyta; Magnoliopsida; Gentianales; Rubiaceae
Source: the annotation of a GenBank genome assembly